Messenger RNA from Plasmopara halstedii, 1074 nucleotides. Its product is annotated as phospholipid hydroperoxide glutathione. Gene Ontology annotation, molecular function: metal ion binding; protein binding. NCBI's taxonomy places the organism in Eukaryota, Oomycota, Peronosporomycetes, Peronosporales, Peronosporaceae. The record is from RefSeq and is a predicted model, not a curated record. The coding region runs from base 1 to 1074 and encodes 357 amino acids. The transcript is spliced from 3 exons.
AUGCCGCUCGACUUUCCCGGUGACAACGUUAUGCGUAAAUAUCCCGCGUUUCCACACUCGCCGCUUCUAAUCGCAGCUGAAACAUGUAAUGCUAUUAUACUACGAUGGCGAGGCUUUGAGACGGUGCUGUGGCCAGUUGAACGAUUCGUUCUCGAGCGGUAUCCAGACAAAAACGACCAGCCACAAUGGACUACGUUACUUGAUGGAAACCUGUCGAAUCUAAUCGAUAUGGAUAUCCUACCAGGUCGAAAAUACGCCUAUCGUGUACAAGCUAUUUCCAAAGGGAACGUGUCGAGCUCUUUUGAUUAUCAAUGGGUACAAGCUUCCGACAUGAACAGUCGUGUGUGUCAAUCAACUCCAUCUUUGUUGAAUUCUGUUGGAGAAGUAAAUGGAGAUGGCAUUCGACUACUCGGUCUUCUUUUUGCUUGCUUCUUGACAGUCUACGGACUCAUUCGCGCCAGUGUCAUGAGCGUACAAAGGACGCAAUCUCGCAAAUUUCGCUUGAAACGAAUCAAAAAAUCUACAUUGGAGAGAGUAACCUCUAUGAGCAGUGUUCCAAUCGGACAGCCAGUCUCCAUGAUGCCACGAAGGUCAUCAACAUUCACUUCCACCUCAUCAAGGUCUAUUGAAGGAGAUGUCACUCAACGUGGCAGCAUAUUUGACGCCACUUCCACGACUACAAUUACUACAGCUGAAGGUUUAGCUUGUGCACCGAGUAAUGUGAAUAGAAGUCCGACUCCUGAUUCAGGCCCGUUCCAGUCCGUUCGUGUAUCAAAAGAAAGAGUUUCUCAUUGUAAAUCUUGUGGCAAACGCUUUGGACUUUUUCGAAAACGACAUUUGUGUGAUAUUUGCCACUCGACAUUAGUAUGUCGAAAGUGUGGAUACCAAGCCUCAGUCGAUAGUUAUGCAAAUGCUCGAACAGGUGUGCAAACGAAUGGAAAUGACAGUCGAAAUUUGGGUCCACGCCGCUUAAGCAGCAGUCAGCAACAACAAAAGAAACUUAAAAUUCGAACUAUUUGCAAAAGUUGCUUCGAUGACUGGAUUCGAUUUCAAACAAAUGACGAUGACGUUUAG